Molecule: messenger RNA, 1881 nt
Organism: Penaeus chinensis
Lineage: Eukaryota; Metazoa; Arthropoda; Malacostraca; Decapoda; Penaeidae
Product: gamma-glutamyl hydrolase-like
Exons: 10
Coding region: 156-1418 (420 amino acids)
Biological process (GO): tetrahydrofolylpolyglutamate metabolic process
Cellular component (GO): vacuole
Molecular function (GO): gamma-glutamyl-peptidase activity
Source: RefSeq, a predicted model, not a curated record
CGUCCUAACGAAAGGUUCGGUACAGCAGGCACCCAACAUCCUGUGUGCGUGUAUCAGAGGCUUAGGACGGAGAGGGUGGGAUCCCUCACUUCCAUUGCGCCUGCCUUUGGAAGUGGACGUAGAGGCGCAUCACCAAGACCUCGCUAAAGGACGGGAUGCAGGCGUGGUGGAGUCUCGCGCUGGCGUUGGCUGCGUUGUGGCGCGCCGUGACGCCCAGCCCGCUGCUGCAGCUCAAUGAGAGGCCCGUCAUUGGCAUUCUGGCGCAGGAGAUGGACGCCAGCCUGGCCGCGGCUGUGCACGGCGCCCUUUCGCCUCCCUCGGGCGUCCGCCUCCGACGUUCCUUGGCGUCGCCGGCCGCUGCCUCGAAGAGCACCGAAGACGCCGCCAAGGAGACCGCGCCGCAGGGAGGCCUCCAGUCCCAGCAGAACUACGAGUACCUCACCUUCGAGGAGGACGAGGAGCUGCAGAAGCCGGAGGUGGACAUCGUUCCGAACGCGGAGGCCGAGGCAAGGGCCCCCGCGGCCGCCAGCCCCCCCACCCAUGCCCUCGCCGCCAUGACCACGUCUCCUGAGGCGCCGGUGUCCUCGACGCCGACGGAGUCAUCGAAGUCCUACAUUGCUGCCUCGUACGUGAAGUUCGUGGAAGCCGCCGGCGCCAGGGUGGUCCCGAUCCUAAUCAACCAAGACAAAGACUACUACGAGCGUAUCCUGUCUUCCAUCAACGGAGUGCUCUUCCCUGGCGGAGCCGUAGCCAUCGACCAGACCAGUGGAUACGGACGCGCCGGCAAACUCAUAUAUGACACGGCGGUGCAGAUGAACAGCGUCGGCGACGUGUUCCCUCUGUGGGGCACCUGCCUGGGCUUCGAACUCCUGAUGGGGCUGGCGGCGAAGGGCGAGGAGAUCAGGGCGCAGUGCAUGGCUCAGAACUCGGCAGAUCACGUCAAGCUCGAUAAUGACUACGCCGAGGGCCACCUGCUGCGCCACAUGCCCAAGGCCCUGCUUAAAGCCCUCAUCACGAAUCCAGUCACCGCCAACUUCCACCACUUCUGCGUCACGCCCAAAAACUUCAGCGACUUCGGCGUGGACAAGGUGUACCGCCCCCUGGCCUACAGCUGCGACAAGAGGGGCGUCGAGUACGUGGCGAUGGCCGAGGGGAGGGAUUUCCCCUUCUACGCCGUGCAGUUCCACCCUGAGAAAGCCCCUUACGAGUGGACGACGGCGCCUGGACACAACGAAAUCCCACACACUCGAGUCGCGGUUCAUCUGUCGGCGUUCUUGGGUGAUGUUUUCGUAAGCAAAGCCCGCAGGAGCAACCACCGCUUCGCCAACGCCACUGAGGAGGCGACAUCCCUCAUCUACAACUUCCCUGCAUUGUACACCGGCGCCAAGUCCCCGCUGGAACAGGUCUACGUCUUCUAACGCUUUCUGAUUCCUGUUAUAGCGUCCCUUUUUCCCUUCUAACUUUUUUUCGAAUUAUCAUUUUAAUUCCUUUGAACUAUCAUCUUGAUAUGCGUAUUUUUAUUCUUCUCUAACUAUAUUAUCAUAUUGAUUGGUAGUAGAUUUUUAUUUUCUUUUUGAUUUUCGGCAAUUUCGAUAGCAGGCACCAUGAAAUAAACAUCAUUAUCACGAAAAAAAGUGCUGCUUGAGUAUAUAUAUAUAUAUAUUUUUUUUAGUUUUCCAAAUGUAGUUUUGACGAUCGCAGUAGACUGAUUCAUAUCGCCUACCUAAUAUUACAGACAGUCCAUAUCAAAUUCCUUAACAGCUGUAUACAUAGAGAAGAAAAUCUGAUCAUUUCGUGUCACCGAAAUAAACCGUGACGAAUAACAUAUAUAUGACAGUCUGUAUCAUUCAGAGGGUUUUCUAAAUAAAUAUAAACAAAAAC